CCAGCGCACUCUGCGCAGCUCUUUAGAGACACAACACCCGAAUACAAUAAUAACUUAGUUGCAAGGAACAAUGGAAAAAUCGUUAAGAAGACAUCAACUGUCAAGAAAACAACCCCUUUCAAGAGACCAACACCAAUCAGUAGCAGAAAAGCGGACAUAACACAGAAAACGAAUAUCCUGAACCACAGACACCUGAAGUCCAUGAGUGUGCUAGAAACAGAUACGACUGAUGUCAACAUGGUAGGAAACCUUUCAGAUACUGAGGAUAGUCGAACCAACAACCAGGAUACCUGGGAAAGACAACCAGAAAAAAAUCUGAUUCAUAUGGGAGAGAAUGGCAAAGUGGAAGAGCCAACAGGAGAACCAAACAUCGCGGUCAUCUUUAGUAACUACACAGAUACCGAGGAAGCAUGCACAGACCCAAUAUCGGAGUUUGAAAACUCCAAACCAAGGUUAGCACCAACACUAAACACAUACAAAACCAAUCGUAAAUCAGUCAGAAUCUGGGAUAUCCCCCAACACUUUUCCAAGAGAGAUAUCACAACAGGAGCCACCAAAUUCGUCGUAAACGACUGGUCAGUAACGGUUGAGGGCACGACAAUGAGAAUGCUCCCAUACUACCGUACAAAAGAAACAAAACUAGAAAGAGAUGAAUUCAGCAUUACACUAACAAAGUUUCCAGACUCGAUGAUAGCUCACGACCUCAGUGACAUCAUGCAACAAGUCGGCGCCAAAGCGUGUUACACACCGCAAACAAACGAAUCGCGCAGAAGGUUCGCAAGUUUAAAUUUCGCCUCCCAGGAGGACCUCACCAAAGCAACGGCAAGCGACAUCGAUUGCAAAGGACACAAGCUCAUAUGGGCGGCCAGAACAGCGAAACUUUGUCACUACUGCAGGGACACUCAACAUAUGAUCGCAAACUGCAAUGUUAAACCUCCGGACAGCACUCGCACAAGAUAUGGGACACAUCCUAGAGACAGAUUUACCACAUAUCGAGAGAAAACACACUACAAUAACGGAAACCAGUAUAGGCACGACGGAUUCAACAGAAGUUACGCCGAUGUAACUCGAGAGGACAACAUGAGCUGCCCCUCAAACGGCAUGAGUCAACUAGAGAAAAGAGUUAGUACAUUAGAGAAAGACGCAGCACACAGACACAUGAAUGAAAUGGAGGAAGACACAGAAUCAACCUCUGACUCCACAAUUUCCACAACAGAACAACUAACCGAGACAGAAGACAUCAAAACAACUCAAAGCCAGAUCAACGAAAAACUCAACAAAAUGGGAGAAACGAUGGCACAAUUCGUGGAGCUAUUCAGUAACAAUCUGUCAGAUCAAAACAGCCACCCCGAUAUGACUAGUAUUCAACAAUGA
Messenger RNA from Acaulospora morrowiae, 1374 nucleotides. The record is from the annotation of a GenBank genome assembly. NCBI's taxonomy places the organism in Eukaryota, Fungi, Glomeromycota, Glomeromycetes, Diversisporales, Acaulosporaceae.